Messenger RNA from Strongyloides ratti, 1005 nucleotides. RefSeq lists its product as hypothetical. NCBI's taxonomy places the organism in Eukaryota, Metazoa, Nematoda, Chromadorea, Rhabditida, Strongyloididae. Bases 1 to 1005 code for a protein of 334 amino acids. The transcript has 2 exons. The record is from RefSeq and is a predicted model, not a curated record.
AUGAAUUUGGAGAAUGAAAAAAUAUAUUCUUCUGUUUAUGUUAAUGUUGAGUUAAUUUCAAUUGAAUGGAGAAAGGAGUGUUCUAUUAAUAAUAGAUGUACAAACCAAAGAUUUCAAUUAAGUAGUAAUAUUUUUGGAAGUCAUGAAUUUCAUAGAAUUGAUUAUUCUGUUUAUUCAAAAUAUACUACAAAAUCAAUUGUUCUUUAUUCAUAUUAUAAAAAUUUUCAUCCAUAUGAUUUAAUUAUUUCAUCAAAAGUAAUGGGAUAUGAUGAAUUUUUUAAAAUUCCAAUAGAUUGUGAUGAGAGUAUUCCCGUAUUUGCUUAUAAAAAUUUGCAACAAACCGGUAAAAAUGAUGAAGCAUUAUUGGUUCUUGUUGGUAAAUGUUAUACAGCUCAUGUUUCUGUAACAUAUUUUAUGGAUAAAAAAUGUUUAACAUGUAAUGUCAAUGAGGUAAAUAUUACUUCAUCUGCUUUAUCAUUAACAAAAUAUUUUGGUGAAGAUUAUAGUAGUUUGGCAAUGAUUUUAAUUAUACUUAUUAUUAUUUUUUCAAUAUCUUCUAUUAUUCUUAGUAUACUUAUUGCUUUUCAUUGCAAUAAAAUUAUAAAAUAUAGAAAAAUGAAAAAAUUAAUAUAUCCAAUAUCUCCUUUAACAAAUACAACAAUUAAUACAAAUUGUGACAAAGAAAAAAAUAUAUCUAAAAAUGAAAAAUUAGUUAGUAAUUCAUUGAUUGUUUCCAAGACUUGUCCAAAUAUUCAAAAUGAAGCUUAUUAUGUUAAUUAUCAAUCCAAUAAUCUUAAUCAUGAAAAUUUAUUACCAAAUAAGAAUGAAAAAAUGCAACUUAUUGAUAAUUGGAUUAUUUCCAAAAAUAAUGGUACAGUAUGCUUUUCUGACUAUGAAAGUUAUAAACAAAUAAGUUCUGAUAAUACUGAUAAUGAUAACAUAUCAACAGCCUCAACAUCAUUAUUUGGUGGUGUAUGUGGAUCAAAUCCUGAAAUUAUUGUAUAA